AUGGUCCUUCCGGCCUGCCUUCUCCUCGCCCUCCUCCCUCUGGCGAACCUCGCCGCCGCCCUCGCUCUCGCCCUCUUCCUCUCGCUGAGUGCAUGGCGCAUGUGCGCGGAGGACGUGCGUUGCGCGGCGGCCCGGGCGCCAGACACGCCCUACUCGCGCGGGCCGAACGGGUACCAAUUCACGAUGGUGACGGUGCUGCUGCCGCUCCAAGUCGCCUCCCUCACCUGCCUCGCCUCCCCGGCGGUGGUGCCUCACCCUCUCCUCGCGCUGCUCGCGCUGCCCGCCCUCCUCGUCUUCAAGAACGGCGUCUGCAUGUCCGUCAUACUCCACCGAUGGGCCGCCCACGCCGCCUUCCACGUGCGGCCCGCCACCGGGCUCGUCCUCGCCGCCGUCGGCUGCCUCGCCUUCCAGGGCGGGCCGCUGUGGUGGGCGUCGCGCCACCGGGCCCACCACCGCUUCUGCGACACGUCGCCGCUCGACCCGCACUCGCCUCAGCUGAUCGGCCGCCUCUGCGCGCUCACCUUCUUCGUGGGAGGGCAGGGGCUCGACGCCGUCCGCUCGAACCUGGCGGUCUGCUUCACCACCUCGUGGACCGGCCUCGCCUCGACCCUCUGGUUCAACGUGCGCAACCACCCGCUCGGAGAGGCGGCGAGGCGGGCGGAGGAGGAGGCGGCCGGUGGCCUCGCGCAGCCUGCGGGCAAGCACGAGGCGGCACGCAGCGAGUGCGUCGCCGUCGACGACCCAGCGUCUGCCGGCUUGCUGCAGGAGUGGCCCCUCUACCUCCUCCUCGAGGCCGUCGCCCUCUUCAUCUCGCCCGCCGUCGGAGAAGACUCGCACGACCACCACCACAACUACCCCGGCCUCGCCGUCCGGCCGGGCAAGUGGGGAGACUGCCCCGGCCACGCUUUCGUGGGCCUCCUGCACGCGAGUCGCCUGGCCUGGGAUGUCAACUACUGGGGCCCCUCGCGCCUCCGCCCAAAGAGCCGGUACGAGGUCCGGCGGUCGGCGCUGGAGGGCUCCGGCACACCGAAUGGCGCCGCCCUGCUGUGA
Molecule: messenger RNA, 1050 nt
Organism: Emiliania huxleyi CCMP1516
Lineage: Eukaryota; Haptophyta; Isochrysidales; Noelaerhabdaceae
Exons: 3
Coding region: 1-1050 (349 amino acids)
Biological process (GO): unsaturated fatty acid biosynthetic process
Cellular component (GO): endoplasmic reticulum membrane
Molecular function (GO): iron ion binding; stearoyl-CoA 9-desaturase activity
Source: RefSeq, a predicted model, not a curated record